Molecule: messenger RNA, 1134 nt
Organism: Sporothrix brasiliensis 5110
Lineage: Eukaryota; Fungi; Ascomycota; Sordariomycetes; Ophiostomatales; Ophiostomataceae
Product: ketoreductase
Exons: 2
Coding region: 1-1134 (377 amino acids)
Molecular function (GO): oxidoreductase activity, acting on the CH-OH group of donors, NAD or NADP as acceptor
Source: RefSeq, a predicted model, not a curated record
AUGACCAACAAAGGCAACGUUCUUCUCACAGGUGGCUCGGGCUUCAUUGCCUCGCAUGUCCUAGAUAUCCUCUUAGACCAUGGAUACGCCGUCGUGACAACGGUCCGCACAGCCGGCAAGGGAAAAGCGGUGCUGGCGUCACUUCCCGAGGCACGAAGGCACCUUGUGUCGUUUUCUCUCGUCGACGACGUUGCAAGGGAGGGUGCCUUCGACAACGUCCUCCAAAGCAGCCAGUUCGACUUUGUCAUCCACACUGCCUCGCCGUACCAGCUGCGCGUCGAAGAUCUUGUGCGUGACCUCUUGGACCCAGCCCUGCGCGGAACGACCGGUCUCCUGCGGUCCGUCCAGACGCUGGCGCCGUCGGUGCGUCGCGUGGUGCUGACUUCGUCGUCGGCCGCGAUGCUCAACCCUGCGCACCAUGCUGCCGUGUAUGACGAGUCCUGCUGGCGACCAAUGACGUGGGCCGAGGCACAGCUUCCGCACAAUGCGUACGAGGCAAGCAAAGUGUUUGCCGAGCGGGCAGCGUGGGCGCUGGUCAAUGGAAGCGACGACGUGGAGACGGCGACGGAGACGAAAACGACCGGCGGUGGCAGCCGGGCGACGUCGUUUGACCUUGCCGUGAUCAACUGCACAUACACAUUUGGGCCGGUCCAGCGAUGGCUCGCCAGUUCGGACGCCGUCAAUGCAUCCAACCAGCGGAUCCGGGAUUGUGUGCUGGGGCUGUGGAAGACGGCCCACGGGAACGGAGCUGCCCAAGUGCCGCCCACGCGCCCCGUCUUCACGUGGGUGGACGUCCGCGAUGUGGCGCUGGCGCAUGUGCGCGCAAUACAAGUCCCCAGCGCCGGUGGACAGCGCUUCUAUGUCGUUGGUGGGCACUUUAGCAAUGGGCAGCUAGCGAACAUUGUGCGAGAAGGCUGGAUGCAGGCGGGCGGCGAGAGGGCCGCCAUGGCUGCCGCACGUCUCCCAUCCGCAGAGGAGACGCCUGACGACCUGCCGGCGGACGUCUACCAGUUUGACAACCGGCGAUCACGGGACGUGUUGGAGUUGCAGGAGUACCGCAGUCUGACCGAGAGUGUGCUCGACACGGCAGACUCGUUGCUGGCGUUGGAUGCGAGAUGUGGUGACCGAACAUGA